This is a messenger RNA of Brassica rapa (field mustard), 619 nucleotides long. Its product is annotated as putative 60S ribosomal protein L30-1. Gene Ontology annotation, molecular function: RNA binding; structural constituent of ribosome. Lineage: Eukaryota; Viridiplantae; Streptophyta; Magnoliopsida; Brassicales; Brassicaceae. The record is from RefSeq and is a predicted model, not a curated record. Gene Ontology annotation, cellular component: cytosolic large ribosomal subunit.
CAAAACCAUUAGGGUUCCUUCGUCUCUCUCUAUUUAACUUCUCAUUUUGCGCCGCCCAACAGCUUCUGCGUCACCCCACGAAGGCCUCUCUUCUUGUUACCUCGGCGAUUUGCGACUCUUCCCGGCGUUGUGAAAAUGGUUGCGGCAAAGAAGACGAAGAAGUCCCAUGAGGGAAUCAACAGCAGAUUAGCUCUGGUCAUGAAGAGUGGCAAGUACACUCUUGGCUACAAAUCUGUCCUCAAGUCCCUUCGCAGCUCCAAAGGUAAGUUGAUUCUUAUCUCUAGCAACUGCCCUCCUUUGAGGAGAUCAGAGAUUGAGUACUACGCUAUGCUUGCUAAAGUUGGUGUUCAUCACUACAAUGGUAACAAUGUCGAUUUGGGCACUGCUUGUGGAAAGUACUUCCGUGUCUCAUGUCUCAGCAUUGUUGAUCCUGGUGAUUCCGACAUCAUCAAGUCACUUCCUGGAGACCAGUGAUUCUGAUUUUUGAACGAGCUGUUAUGUUUUUGUUAUCCUAUCUCUCUGCUUUAUGAAACUCUUAUGUCUUCUUCAAAGAUGGUUAGGUUUGUCUUUGGUUUCUAAAACUCCUUAUGGUUAAUGAUAUUUUGGUUUCUCUAAUCUC